Messenger RNA from Salvia miltiorrhiza (redroot sage), 879 nucleotides. RefSeq lists its product as uncharacterized. The transcript has 5 exons. Bases 1 to 879 code for a protein of 292 amino acids. The record is from RefSeq and is a predicted model, not a curated record. Lineage: Eukaryota; Viridiplantae; Streptophyta; Magnoliopsida; Lamiales; Lamiaceae.
AUGACGGUUUAUAAUCCCUUUGGGAGAAGAAAGAAGAAUGAAAUUGCAGGGCUUGAUGUUGGGGGCUGCUGGAUCGAGGAUCCAAAGACCAUUAAGGAGAACGUCAAAACGUUCUUCGAGAAUCACUUCAAGAAGACGCCGCGCGUCCUACCUAUGAUACCGGGAGAUUUCACUGCUCGGAGAGUUUCUGCAGCGAAUAAUGCGGAGCUGAUCAAAACUUUUUCAGAAUCAGAAAUUAAAGAGGCCAUUUGGAGCUGUGACGGUGACAAGAGCCCGGGACCGGAUGGCUUUAACCUCAAGUUCUGGAAAGCGUCAUGGGAGAUUAUCAAGAAAGAUUUUUUAAAGGUUUUGGCGAAUAGGAUGAAACAGGUCAUGGAUUCAGUUAUUUCGGAUAAUCAGAGUGCCUUCAUUGGCAGCCGUUACAUCCUUGAUGGGGUCGUGGUUCUAAAUGAAGCAAUCGCGGAGGCUACUAAGAAGAGAAAAGGGAGGAUUAUCUUCAAGGAGCUGUUUAAGCCGGUAAAGGUAGGAAAUGAUUACAUUUCAAUUCCGCACCUCCAAUACGCCGAUGACACGGUCUUCUUGAUGGAGAAUGAUGAAAGAAAUGCAGUGGCAGUUAAAAGGAUUCUCAGAGUGUUCCAGCUACUGUCAGGGCUUGCUGUGAAUUUCAAAAAAUGUUGUCUCUUUGGAGUUGGGGUUGAGGAGGAUAAGAUCGAGAGGAUGGCGGCUGUUUUGGGUUGUGAUGUAGGCUCCUUACCUUUCAAUUACCUCGGUAUUAAAGUGGGUAGCAAGGGCAAAAAGGUUGCUGAUUGGAAAUACUUGGUUGAGAAGCUGUUAAAGAAACCAAGAAAAGCAAGGGAGAGAAGUAUGGAGAAGAUUUAG